CCUGGUUCCAAUCAGAACAUACCAAAAGGAAUGCAACAGAUUCCAGGCGCAUUUGAGUAUGAUUACGCUUCGGUGAAUGGCGAACCUAGUUCCAAUCAGAACAAAUCGGCAGAAGGAAUACAACAGCGUUCAAUCCCAGACGCAUUUGUGUAUGAUUAUGCUGCUAUGGACGGAGAUCUUCGUUUUAAUAACAGAACAAAAGGAAUGUGCCAGCAUUCAAUCCCAGUGCGUAGGACACAUAACAAAGAAGAUAUCCCCACCCCAGCAAAUCAUGAGCCAAAUGAAUACAUCAAUAAAAAGGAGAAGCCUGAAGAUGGACUUUCAUCUGAGUCAGCCUACCAGCCCCUACAGAUAAAGUCCCCUGAAGAUGGCGUGUAUCAGUCAUUGGAUAAAACAUCAAGAGUUGUCAAUGAUAGUAAACGUCGAUAAUUUGAUCGAUUAAAAGAAAUUUAGCGCGUCUUGAUUAUUAAUAGAAGCCGACGUUGGAUAACGCACGCACGGCCAAUCAUCUUAGACUAUACUAUAAAUUUUUUGUGAGAUUGAAAAUGAAUACUCCAGUUUCGAAUUCUCCCAUGCUCUGUGUUGGCCUCAUUUGUGAGCAAAAUAUUCCUUAUUGUGAACAUAAAAUGUGAAAUUUCAAAUCAAUUUUAUUGUCUAUUUUCAAAAAUUCCAUGCGUUUUCUCUGAGCCUAGUAAUGGAACGAAAGAAUAUUUUGCUUGGACGUUUUGAGUCAACACAGAGCAAACAAGAACUCGAAAUUGGAGUAUUGCUAGGAAACCGCGGUUCAAAAAUGUUUUAUACGCAAUUUUAUUAUACAAUUCCUGUAGUCUUAAAUAUAUCAAUAAGUCAUGCUAAAAUUUUUAAAUUAAAAUAAAUUAAAAUGAUAUAAAUGAAAGGGUAAGCGAGUCAAUUGGUAAAGAGAAAUAUUAAAAUAGUACGUGGACAUCUAAUAAAAGCAUCAGCUUAAACAAUAAAUAGAAUAGGUUUUCCUUUAGCACGACUGUCAAAACACAUUCACUUUCGUGCCUUCCCAGCUAGUGUCGUUUCCUAGUGAAUAAAUUUUACCAGUCAUGGUUUUCCGCCGCAUGGAAACAGAAACAUUUUUUCUUUCUUUUUUGUUUGUUUCUUUUUUGUGGCAAUAAACCUUCCCUUGUAAGAGUCACUAUGCUUAGGAUCUUGGUAAUAAGGAUGCCACAUGAACCAGAUUUAGAAUAUCAUACACACGUACUAUAUAUAUUAUGUUCUCUGAUAAUUAAAAUUCGUUUGCCAAAAAGAAUAAAGAUGCUUGACCAACCCAGGCGUGCUAUUGGUUCGAACUAUGCAUCUUCAGCACCAGGAAGUUUGGAUUUUUCAUCUUUAUUUCUGAGUUGCAUUGGUGAAUAAUGUUGUUGUACAUCAUGCCUUUUGAUAUAUCAGAUCCUUAUUUAUCUUUCCCGAAAGUAUACAUCAUUCAUUCAGAUAAGAGUUCAUGAUCAGCAAAGAAAAGUUGGCAUCAAGGAAAAAUUUCCUUUUCAACGAUGAGGCCAAUAUCAUGGUUAUCUAUAAACUUUAUCAUCCUGUCAUUCAUAGCCCUAUGUCCUAGUGUGCACAAUACUGACAAUGGAGUUGUGGUUGUUAAACGCGAGCAAGAUCCCACUAACGAACACGGAGAGCCUGAUGGAUUUGGUUCUGAUUACACAUGGACAGACUGUAGAACUAGGUACAAAGCCAAUUUACUUUCACAAGGGUUCUGUCAAUGUCCGAGUAAAAAAAGCACAUAUUUCUACUUCAACGACCAAUGCAAUUCCAAUGUGGACAUCGAAAAUUUGAUCUCUCACGCUCAAGUUUGUUUUGGAGGUUUUUUAGAAUUCAAAUACCAGUCAAGAGACAGUCCAUAUCCUGUGUUUGAUCUAACAGAUACUCCACCGUCGGAGGACGUGAAUUUUAAAAACGUCAAAACCUUCCAUGGUCAGUGUAGAAGCAAACAUGUGUUUUACUUUGACGAUUCAAUAGGGAAGUUGCACAAAACAACGAAUUUUGUGAACAUAUUUUCUCUUAAAAAGGAAAAGCAGUUUGUACAUCUAGACUGGCGUCCAUUAUCYGAAUCCAUUUUAGACGGAAGGCUUAUCAUCAUUGAAUUCACAAACUGUACAAUAGAGGUUUGGAAGCCACCACGGUCAUCUGUCAGUAACCCUUGCAUUAUGUUCAAGGCUCAAGGGAGUUUAAUAUUUCCUGAAAUUGACUUAUCAACUAAAACUGCAGUACCAAGUAGCUCUACAAAAUCACCUCUGAGUCUAUAUUCAGCUAGUCCUUCUUCCACUAUCUUGUCUGGUUCGCCGCACUCGACAUUAUCAACGCCACCAUCGACAUGGUUAAAAAUACCAACACAAACACCAUCAGCAACACCAUCACCAUCACCAUCAUCAACGUCAACACUACAGAGCACAUCAACCGUUCUUCCUGGAAUUCUUCCAAUAAAACCAACCAGUUCCCCAAACCCAACCAGUAGUAAAAGCCCCGAAGCCGCCAAGAAUGUCUCUUCCCAUACUGGAGCCAUCGUGGGGUCCGUUAUUGCUGUACUUGCCGUUGCACUCGUAGUUGUCUUCGUGGUCUUAAUUUGCCGAAGACGGAAACAGAAAACCUGGCGCAGAGAAACAGGAACCCAACAUUCUACAAACAACCCGACGUAUGGCCGUAGAAACACCACAGAAACAAUAGAAUUACCACAGCCAAGAAACACAGCAAAGAAAGAAGAUGAAUUUGAGUAUGAUUACGCUGCAAUGGACGGCGAUCCUCGUUCCCCUGGUUACCUAAAAUCCAAUCACAGCAAAGGAAACGGAGUAUACCAAAGUUUAAUGCCUGACUCACAGCAAGCCUCAGUUUAUACUCCGUUGAACAGAGAGAACAUCAUUGUAUCAGACCAGCCAAGUGAAUACAAUAAAAUAGAACGUCCAUUGUUCAAACCAGCUCGUCCUACAGACCCACUUUACAAUGUUCUUCAAAGACCCGAUGAGAGCAAUGACGAUUAUCUAGAACCAGGGGUGCAGAUUUGUGCAAAAGAGCCUACGUCAAACAGGGACCUCCCAAUUAAUGAGCCUGUUUAUAACGUCCUUGAGGGCCCUAAUGAUGAUAAUGAUAGCGCCCCAGAGAGUGAUAUGGGACACAUGGGGCACUAUCGCCUUGAUAGUGAUGGCUACGAAUCUACUUUUGAAAUGAUGCCAGUACUAAGGACAAAAGAUGACCCUACAUAUGAAGCACCAUCUGGUCCUUUAUCUGAGUCUACCUACCAGCACCUAGAUAUAAAGUCACCUGAUGACGGCAUGUAUCAGCCUUUGGAUCAAGCUUCAAGAGUGAUUGAACACUCUUGUAUAUAAGCGCAAAAGUAAAAAAAGUUGCGAAACUGAAAAACUAUCAAAACUACGACUGAAUCAGGCAACCCCUCUCUCUCAUUGGCUGUUAAAAUCUGUGAUGCAUUUCUGCAAUAAAGAUUUUUUGCUA
Exaiptasia diaphana is the source of this 3477-nucleotide messenger RNA. RefSeq lists its product as uncharacterized. The coding region runs from base 1518 to 3353 and encodes 611 amino acids. The record is from RefSeq and is a predicted model, not a curated record. The transcript is spliced from 11 exons. NCBI's taxonomy places the organism in Eukaryota, Metazoa, Cnidaria, Anthozoa, Actiniaria, Aiptasiidae.